This is a messenger RNA of Annulohypoxylon truncatum, 2808 nucleotides long. Its product is annotated as fungal-specific transcription factor domain-containing protein. The record is from RefSeq and is a predicted model, not a curated record. Bases 176 to 2638 code for a protein of 820 amino acids. Gene Ontology annotation, cellular component: nucleus. The transcript has 2 exons. Gene Ontology annotation, molecular function: zinc ion binding; DNA binding; DNA-binding transcription factor activity, RNA polymerase II-specific. NCBI's taxonomy places the organism in Eukaryota, Fungi, Ascomycota, Sordariomycetes, Xylariales, Hypoxylaceae. Gene Ontology annotation, biological process: regulation of DNA-templated transcription; DNA-templated transcription.
AUACCGUUCUAAUACUUGGCCCUUUCCAAAAAGACGCCUUCAGCAUAGUUCUCUGCAUGUUCCUUGAGCGGUAAACUCUCCCCAGCAAGUCGCCUAACUGGGGAGAGCCCGACCCGAGGAGAACUCCGCCCGACCAAGCCGCAAAUAGCUUGACCCCCGGAGUUCUGUAUCGACGAUGGCAGCAUCGUCACAUAAUCCGUUCCCUCGUUCCCCAAAUCCAUCUACCAGGUCGUAUGACUCUUCGUCAGUCUCGUCUGCAACUUCUCCUCGGCCGCAGGUCCAACUCUUAGGAAACUUGAUGAGUUCCAACGCGAGAACGAAUACCUCUCAGACGCCGCAGCCCAUAGGCAUUCCGCCCAUGCCGCCGGCGACACAAACAGGAUUUCAGCCGUAUACGCCAGUUACGGCAACUUCCGUGAUGGGCCGAGACUCGCUGCCCCCGACGGAGUCGGUAGCGAGUACUCCGGGGCUGUCAAGCGCUCAAUUAUCCGCGAACGUCUCGGCUCAAAAACGUGCGUACCGUCAGAGGAGGAAGGACCCUAGUUGCGAUGCCUGUCGGGAAAGAAAGGUCAAGUGUGAUGCUACAGAAACGACAAGCUGCUCAGAAUGCUCAAGCCGCAACGUCAAGUGUCAAUUUACCAAGGAGACCAACCGGCGGAUGUCUUCUAUCAAACAAGUGCAGGAUUUAGAGAAACAGAUAGAGAGGGUACGGAGGGAAAACAGCAAUCUGCGGCGGACUCUCUCUGAACGGGGCGAGCCGAUGGACAUCGAAGUGGAGGGAGCUGAUCAGUCGCCACAGCCGCUUCUCCCGGAGUUGAACUCCGAACCCAGGAGACGGAAGCGAGCAGCGCCUUUACUGCAAGAUCCCUCUCGAGCGAGGGUGGCUUUUCGAAAUUUCUCAAAGGGCGUAUUAAAACCUCCGGCGCCGUAUCGACAGCCUCAAACCGUUAUUGCUACGUUCGAUCAUCCUAGACCGCCAUUGCCGCCUAAAGCAGCGGUGGAUAAACUGCUUCACACAUAUUACGGAGCAGCACACAUCAUGAUGCCAAUACUGCAUUGGCCAACAUUACAGCACCAGGUGGAAGAGCUUUACCAAAAUACUACUGACCUGCAGCGAGUUCCCGUCUCUUGGCAUUCUAUGUUCUUUGCGGUAUUAGCGGUGGGAAGUCUUUUUAGCAACGACCCGUAUCCCGAUCGGACACUACGGGCCACCGAGUUUCUAGAGGCAUCCAGGAGCUUGACGGAUCCGUGGAAUAACGAUUUCGACCUGGACAACGUUCGAGCCUCUUUUCUUACCUCGGUCGCCUUAAACGAGUUGAAUCUGAAGUCGGGAGCCUGGACAUGGCUAGGAACUGCUGUGCGGAGCGCACAAGAUCUCGAUCUUCAUCUAGAAGUGGUUGGUGUGCGUUCUAGAGUAGAGGCGGACAUGAGAAGGAGGGUCUGGUGGGCGAUAUACAUACUCGAUCGAGCACUAUCUAUGGAGCUUGGGCAUCCAUUUAUGAUCGACGAUGCCGACUGCGACGUAGCCCUGCCCGAGCCGUUCGACGACCAUUUCCUGCACACCGAAGGCCCCGUGUGUCCCCCAAAUGUCGCGCCCCUAACUCACUUUCUGCACGGUAUCAUCAACGUGGCGAGGUCCUACUCCGCUAUGAGAAAAGCCUUCUCUAACCCCAUAAUCGAGCCGCCACGAUUAGCAACCUUCGAUAAUCACUUUGUUUCCUGUCAAAAGAUGUUUCCAGAAGCCUGCGAGGCAAAUAACGGCUCUCUCAUCGCUCCGCACAUGCUAAUGCCUCUUGCAUAUCUCCUUAGUUCUCGGCUACUUUUACAUCGCCAUAAUCUUGCUCCGGGCUGCCCUCCCGAAGCUAGAAACGAUGCUAUUCAGCAGUGCAAAGCCACAGCGAUAGAAACUGCGAAUUUGAUUGCACGUACUAACGCAACGCUUGCGGAUACAGCCACAGCUCUUCUCGUAACCCAUAUAUUUCGAUCUACGCUCUUCCUACUCCUAACGGGUUGUUACGACCUAGCCUCUACGUGCCUGAGGGCUCUCAAGUCGAUCGACGUGCGGCGAGAUAUCGUUAUUCCGUGCGGACGCUUCUUAUCGUUUUUCCUACAGAUCCUAGGAGCCAAGCAGCGAGACUUGCUAACCGGACUCCCACGUUCUGCGACGCCAGGUUUCCCCCCGGCUCUGCCUGACCCCAGAGCCGUCCAAGAGGCUUUAUCAAAGGACGAAGAGCUCUUGAUUUACGUGAGUGCGGAUAUGCAGGCUAAUAUCGAGACGUCUUGGGUGUGGAUCGGAGCCGAACGCGAAGCCCCUUUAACGACUCCCCCAUCAUCUACCGGAGGUGGCCUCGCACACCCAGAUAACCGAACGGGUUUGAGCGCCGAAGAAAGAAAGGAUUGGGGAGGAUGGGAUAAUCUAAUAGAUCUUACUAUGAGCCUGGCUUCCGGCGUGGCAAGCCCGGCUCCCGGUUAUGCACCUCGAGCGCAGACGCUACCUCCGAUUAAGGUAGAGCAGGGAGCGAACAUACCAGGAGGCGGGACCACCGAAAUUGGGGGGAGUAGCAGGAACAGCCCGACCGCCGGAGCAGCAUCAGGGAGCCGGAGUACGGAAAGGAUCAGCAUCGCGAACAUAAUUUAAGAAACAUCCAGGCCGUCAUCAAUAAGGGGAGAUUGGGGUGCGCAAAAAAAAGGGGGUGAUGGAUGGCACCGGACGAGACUACGAACAUGACGAAUGGACGGACGAAAUACCCCCGUUUAUUCAAUUUUUUUCCAGUUAAAUUUCGCAUGAUGGCGCUCUUGGAGGCUUCC